Linum trigynum is the source of this 2601-nucleotide messenger RNA. Lineage: Eukaryota; Viridiplantae; Streptophyta; Magnoliopsida; Malpighiales; Linaceae. The record is from the annotation of a GenBank genome assembly.
CUUGACAUGGAGAAAGCUUACGAUAGAAUCGAGUGGUUGUAUUUAUUUGCCAUUCUUCGGAAAUCGGGCUUUUUUCUGCUUGGAUUCAUUGGUUUCGGGAAUGUGUUACUAUGGCUACUUUCUCCGUCUUGGUGAAUGGACAACCUUCUGGUUCUUUCCCUUUUUCCUGUGGUUUGCGUCAAGUUGAUCCCUUAUCUCCAUUGUUGUUUGCUUUGUGUUCUUAAGGUUUCAUUGCCAUGAUUAAAAUGGCUAUUUCUCGACAUGAGCUGCAUGGGGUUCAUAUAAAUUCUCGGUGUCCCCCAGUUUCCCAUCUUCUAUUUGCAUAUGAUUCUUUUCUUUUCCUCCAAGCCUCCCGAAGGGAUGCUACCUUCCUUCUUCAGGUUCUACGUGACUAUGAAAGCAUAAGUGGUCAGCGAGUUAAUCUCCAAAAACCUACUGUCUACUACAGUCCUAACAUGUUGCAACCGGAACAAGAGGAGUUGGGAUCAUUUGUUGGUGUUGGCUCCAUUGGGCUACAAGAUCGUUACUUGGGUCUUCCUUCAUUGUUAGGGAGAUCAAAGAUGGAGACAUUCUGUUUCAUUGAGGAGAAAUUGAUGGAAGUUCUGCAAGGCUGGAAACAACGUGCUCUAUCUAUUCUAUUGCGGCAAAGGAAGUUCUCCUCAAAUCUGUGGCGGCCGCGCUACACAUUUACAUAAUGUCUUGUUUUUUAUUUCCAUCGUAAUUAAUUAGGCAUCUUAAUGCGCACAUGGCUCAUUUCUGGUGGGGGGAAACUCAAGAGCAUAGGCAGAUUCAUUAGCGCUCGUGAAAGCUUCUUUUCUUGAGUACAAGCUGGAGGCCUGGGGUUCAGGGAUUUUUGUCUUUUCAACCAAGCUCUACUUGCAAAAGUGGCUUGGAGGGUUCUUCAGGAUCCGACUUCUCUUUUGGAUCGUAUCUAUCACGGACGUUACUGUGGUUCUUCUUCCUCUAUUUUAGAAGCUAGUCUAGACUCCAAUUCUUCACGGGGAUGGCGUCGUGUUCUUUUUGGACGUGAUCUGCUUUCACAAGGUCUUCAUUGGCAGGUUGGCUCUGGCUUCUCCAUACGAGCUCUCUCUGAUACUUGGUUGUCAACCUCUCCUCCUUCUAUUCCUCAACCGCGGUUAGGUGCUCCUACUGCUUUUCCUUUUGUGGCUGCCUUUAUUGAUCCUGGUUCUAAAUCUUGGAAUAUUCACAUGCUGAAACUCUAUUUUGAAGAAGCUACGGUCCGAGUGAUUCAAGGGGAUCCCUCUCCCAAUUCAACGAAUUACUGACAAACUUAUCUGGCACUUUGAAGGAACAUGGAUUUUUUCUGUUAAGUCAGCUUACCUCUUGGCGAUUGAUUUGCAAAGUUCUCCUCCCUCCUCUAAACAUCAAGCGUCUUUCAUGGAUGUGGCAAUGGAUUUGGAAUAGGAAGGUUCCACCAAAACUUAUUUUCUUCUUAUGGUUAGGAUUACAUCGGAUCCUUCCAACUAGGGAGGCUUUGGUUGGGAGAGGUUUGGAUUUGAUUCCUAUUUGUCUGGUGUGCGACCGCAAGGAGGAAACAAUUGAACACCUAUUUUUCUCCUAUUUGGUGGCUCGUAAGUUUUGGACGAUACUCAGUUGGCAGGAUCUUCGGAGGAUGACGGAAAAUGUUCAUUUGUAGGGUUCAUCAGGCAUACCCUGAGUAAGACAAAUGGUCUGGAAGCUGAUUUCAUUUUUCUGCCCAAAUCGGCCAUUACUAGACUUCAUCGGUGGUGGAGAGUAACCUAAGGCCUAAUUUGUGAUCCCAUCGCCUUCAAAAUCAUCAUUAGUGUGAAAUAGUGAUGGAAUGAUCUAUAUAUAAUUGAAUGACACUCUUGGAAGUUGAGGGUCGCCUAGUAGUGAAUGAGAGAGUCUAGUUCAAAGGAUAAAUUACGCACUAGCUUAUAUUUUGAUAUUGAUCGGUAUUUUGGUAUAUCCCGAUCCCAAUCCCGUAAUCCCUAAUAACGAAUAACAAGUGAAAUUCAAUCCCAAUCCCACAAAAUAAUACGUGUAUUCGGUAAUACCAAAUAUAGACAAAUUCGGUACGGUAUUCUGUAUAUCCCAAAUACCGGUACCAAACUUCCAGCCCUAGUGAAGAGUACCCUAAGGCCAAAUAUGUGAUCCAUCGCCUUCAAAAUCCAAGGAAAUUGGCAUUUCCAAUAAAUCGCCCGAAAUCGGUGAUGGUACCCCUUUGGAAUCUGGCAAAAUUUGCCCCCGAUAUUUUUCGCUCGAAUCGGUGUUUAAUAGACUUAUUCGUCCCUAAAGAAUAGUCUCAGGCUGAAUCCGUGAUCUGCACCCUUCAAAAUCUAAGGAAAAUGGCCUUUCGAAAAUAUCGCCUAAAAAUUACGAAAAUGCCCUCCGAAAAAAUUCGACCAAAUUUCUACCCAAAUUGGCCAUUACUAGACUUCAUCGUUGGUGGAGAAUACCCUAAGGCCGAAUCAGUUAUCCAUCGCCUUCAAAAUCCAAGGAUAAUGGCCUUUCCAAUAAAUCGCCGAAAUCGGUGAUGGUACCCCUUUGGAAUAUGGGAAAAUUUGCCCCGCAAAAUUUUCAGCCCGAAUCGGUGUUUAAUAGACUUAUUCGUCCCUA